Molecule: messenger RNA, 709 nt
Organism: Aegilops tauschii subsp. strangulata
Lineage: Eukaryota; Viridiplantae; Streptophyta; Magnoliopsida; Poales; Poaceae
Source: RefSeq, a predicted model, not a curated record
GUUCAUCGGCGGUGGAGAGAAGGAGAGGGACGUGGUCCGACCCAAUCUGGCAUUUCGGUACGCCAGAUCAUUCUGGAACAAAAAACUGAGGAGACUAAUGAUGAUCCUGACAUUUUCGCACAUCAGACGAUUCAGUCAUCCGUGCAAAAUUGCUCUGCCGCAGAGAUAGAUUUGCAGGAUAAGGAGCUACAACAAAGUGAAGCUGCUUUACAAGAAUGCUUCAAUCCUCCAAUUGUGGUGCCUGUGUCAAGACCACAGGAGGUUGAGAAGGCGAGGAGGGAUCUCCCAAUAAUAAUGAUGGAGCAGGAAAUAAUGGAAGCUAUCUACGAAAAUACUGUGGUAAUUCUAUGCGGAGAAACAGGUUGUGGUAAAACUACUCAGGUCCCUCAGUUCUUAUAUGAAGCCGGCUUUGGCACAAGCAAUCGAGCUGGUAGAAAAGGGAUGAUUGGUAUCACCCAACCACGACGUGUUGCUGUUCUUGCCACAUCCAAGAGGGUGUCAUAUGAGUUAGGACUUAAGCUAGGAAAGGAGGUCGGUUUUCAAGUUAGGCAUGAUAAAGAAGUUGGAAGUAAAUGCUCCAUCAAGUUUAUGACAGAUGGCAUUUUGCUGCGAGAGAUCCAGGUUUUGUAUAUGUUUGCUUUUCCUGGUUACUCCUAUCAGUCUAUUUUGUUCAAUCGUUCAGCUUUGAGUUAAAAGUUUCUUGUUGUAA